AGAACUAAAAGCAGUCAGGAAAAUUCAGAAUUGGUUCCGCCAGAUUCAAAAGCAAAAAAGAAUCCAGAAAAAGGGAAAAACGCAGUUUAUAAAUACAAUAUCUAUUUAAGAGGUCCAAUGGUAGAUACAACUGUGGAAUUAAUUGAACAGCAGGACAAAAUGAAUAAAAUCAAGAAUCAAUUAAAAGAAUCAAUGAAACACUCUUCGGACGACAAAAUAGAAAGUUGCUUGGAACUCUUGGAAGAAUUAGAGUUUAUACAUCGUGAAGAUGUUCAACUAGCAAUAGAUUUGUUAUCGAUUGAAAAUGAAAAACAUAAAGAAAUGGACGUUGCAUGGUUGAAAAAUGAAUUGGAAAAAGCAAGUAAUAUUAUCAGUAAAGUCCUUGAAUGGAUUGAAAGUUGUAAAGCUACUAUGAAAUCUAAAGAAUAUUAA
Dentiscutata heterogama is the source of this 432-nucleotide messenger RNA. The record is from the annotation of a GenBank genome assembly. NCBI's taxonomy places the organism in Eukaryota, Fungi, Glomeromycota, Glomeromycetes, Diversisporales, Gigasporaceae.